UAUCAGCGGGGGGGGGGGGGGGGGGGGGGGGCAUACAAGAGAACUUGGCUCAAAGACGCCAAACACAUCCCCUUCUUCCCAGCUGGCCCAGCACGUCCCCUUCGUCCUUCCUUUCUCCUAGGGAAGGUUUUGUCUGUGGUGCACGUCAUGGCCUCGACCUCGCCGAACGCCGACAAUGAUGGCACCACCGAUCAGGUUUUGGUAGAAGACUGCAGGUUUACAAGGAUAUUGACGCUUAACAGGCCUCAACAGCUGAAUGCUCUGUCUACUCCAAUGAUUAUGAAGCUACUGAAGCUUUUUGUUGCUUAUGAGAAGGAUUCUGAUGUCAAAUUAUUGAUAGUGAAGGGAAAUGGAAGAGCAUUUUCUGCUGGAGGGGAUGUUGCAUCAGUUGCCCGAUCUGUCGCUCAAGGUCAAUGGGCUCUGGGUACAGAAUUCUUACGGAAUCAAUAUACCUUAAAUUACAUAAUUGCAACUUACGGCAAACCUCAGGUUUCUAUUCUAGAUGGAAUUGUCAUGGGUGGUGGGGCUGGCGUUUCAAUACAUGGUAGAUUUAGAGUUGUCACGGAGAAAACGGUUUUCGCUAUGCCAGAAACCUCACUGGGAUUCUUCCCAGAUAUAGGCGCUUCAUAUUUUUUAUCAAGGCUUCCAGGAUUCUUCGGGGAAUAUCUUGGCUUGACUGGUGCAAGGUUAGAUGGGGCUGAAAUGCUUGCAUGUGGCCUAGCAACUCACUUUGUCCCUUCUAUGAAUUUGGCAUAUCUGGAAGAUUUGCUCACUAAGGUGGAAACUUCUGAUCCCUUUGUAAUCUGCGCGAGUAUUGAUCAGUUCUCACAAAUGGUGCCUCUGAAAGCGAGUAGUGCUUAUAAUAGAUUGGAUAUAAUUGACAAAUGCUUCUCCAAAGAAACGGUCGAAGAAAUUAUAUCUGCUCUUGAGAAGGAAUCUGCUAGCAUGGUUGAUGAGUGGAUUGUGGUUGCAAUUCAGGCAUUGAAAAAGGCAUCUCCUAUCAGUCUAAAAGUCACUCUUAGAUCGAUCAGAGAAGGGAGACUGCAAGGAGUUGAUCGUUGUCUUACGAUGGAAUUCAGAUUGUGUUGUCAUAUAUUACGUCUCGAAGCCAGCAAGGAUUUCUUAGAGGGUUUCAGGGCUAUAUUGGUGGAUAAAGACAGGAAUCCGAAGUGGGAGCCUCCUAGAUUGGAUCUGGUAGAUUCCAAGGUGCUUGAUCAGUAUUUUGCCGAGGUCGACGACGCAAACUGGGAGGACCUAAAACUCCCAUCAAGACGCAAUCUAGCUGCCAACUAUGUGUCAAAGAUGUGAAAGGAGUAUUGAUGAAUAAAAGGAGGUUCUUAUGUUGGGUAUGCCACCUUCACUCUACAAAGUUCAGACUGGUAUUGUAUUGGUCCGUGCUAAUCUAUUGUGUGUCAUUACAUCGAUAUAUCGUUUAUAUAUAUAUAUAUAUACUGUUGGGUGUAUCGUAAACAAUAUAACUAUAUUACAUAAAUAAAGUUGGUAUGAGACUAUUGUAAA
Molecule: messenger RNA, 1518 nt
Organism: Musa acuminata AAA Group (dessert banana)
Lineage: Eukaryota; Viridiplantae; Streptophyta; Magnoliopsida; Zingiberales; Musaceae
Product: probable 3-hydroxyisobutyryl-CoA hydrolase 3
Exons: 16
Coding region: 148-1308 (386 amino acids)
Biological process (GO): L-valine catabolic process
Molecular function (GO): 3-hydroxyisobutyryl-CoA hydrolase activity
Source: RefSeq, a predicted model, not a curated record